Messenger RNA from Heterobasidion irregulare TC 32-1, 1506 nucleotides. RefSeq lists its product as uncharacterized. Gene Ontology annotation, molecular function: DNA-binding transcription factor activity, RNA polymerase II-specific; zinc ion binding. The transcript is spliced from 2 exons. Gene Ontology annotation, biological process: regulation of DNA-templated transcription. The record is from RefSeq and is a predicted model, not a curated record. NCBI's taxonomy places the organism in Eukaryota, Fungi, Basidiomycota, Agaricomycetes, Russulales, Bondarzewiaceae. The coding region runs from base 19 to 969 and encodes 316 amino acids.
ACCGCGGCGUCGCCGUGGAUGGACCAUCUCCCAUACCAGCCACGGUACACCAUGAACUCCGGCUCCAAAGACAUCACGGACCUGGACACAGCGGCCACGAUAUCUCACCCGAGCACGACUGGUGCCACUGCAAGCUCGGUGUCUAUGGACCGGCACGGCGCCUCCGGGCCGCCCGCGCUCGACCUACCGACGAGCCCUUCCGCAUUCGGUAUGAAGCGCGAGGAUACUAUUGAGUCCACCCCUGCCGUGUUCCACAUCAAGCACGAAGAUGACGACGCAGAUGACGACGCAGAGACCGCCGCCGCCAUGAUGUCCGCACUGACCACAGUUUCCCCCAUCGCCAUGAGUGCACCCUUUGCGUCGACAUCCACGUCGGUGUCGACGGGCUCACACACUCUCGCGACGAGCACCCAUUUUAUCUCAAAAUCUGCUGCAAUCCAGCCCUUCGCGCUCGCCAGCGGCAGCCGCAUCAAAAUCGACGAAGCAUCGGACGAUGACGACGACGACGAGUACGUGAUGCCGGGUAAGGGCAAGGGCCGAGCGAGGGCUGCUAGCAAGGGCAAAGCUGUCAGUAAAGGCAAAGGCAGGGCAUACACGAAGCCGAGUGAGGCAGAGAGCUCGCACCGCGAUAGCGAGCGCGAGAGGCAGCGCAAGAAGAGCGCAGCGAAGGCUGCUGUCAUGCGGCAGUUCCAGGCGUGCGCAGGGUCUCAUGCGGCAAUGCACGACGACGAGGAGUUGCAGGCGUCGGGGUCAGGAUCGGGAGCACAGGCGCAAGAUACGAAGAAGAAGCAGCCUUUCCUGGCGUGUUUCUUUUGCCGUGGACGCAAGAUCGCGUGUGGACCGCCGCCGCCAGGGAGUGCAGAUCGGACAUGCAACCAGUGCGCGCGGCGCGAGCUCAUCUGCAAUUAUCCGCUAACGUCGCGCCGUGGCCAGCGCCGAACAACCACUGCCGUGCAAGAGGAUGCGUAGACUCGGUUUUCAAUAUCCGCCUCAAUGCCGCCUGCAUUGUGCAUCGGGUCUGCUAUCGAUGUCCAAGCGUGCGCUGUGCGGCUACCCAGUCUCGUCCACGUCUAUCAUCCUGCAUUGUCAUGUCUCGUUAUCGCGAAAUAGCAAGUCCUGAUACACUUCGGUUCGCAUUUGUUGCAUGUGUUUUCUUUUGGUGGUUUGUUCGCUAUUGUAUCGGACUGUAAUGUCUCCUAUCCUGUUAUAUCUCGUUUUUCAAACUUCUCUGCGUAUAGUCUAUCGGAGUUACUCGUCGUUAUUUUGUUGUAUACAUCUACUGCCUGUCAAAUCAUAGUCGUCUUUGUAGUCAUUAUUGCUCUUCGCUGAUUCCGCUGCCGCUUUCGCAUUGUUAUCAUGUAUAUUGCUAUUUCUUGACACCUAUCUGUUCGUUUGUCUCCGCGUUUUGCCCAUCACACUUCUUGCUCUACAUGGGUUCCAUCUUGUCGAAUGCUAGUGUGCUGUUUGUUUCCAUUUAACCCAAUUAUAGUUGCAUUACCAUGCCCA